Trichobilharzia regenti is the source of this 385-nucleotide messenger RNA. The record is from the annotation of a GenBank genome assembly. NCBI's taxonomy places the organism in Eukaryota, Metazoa, Platyhelminthes, Trematoda, Strigeidida, Schistosomatidae.
GUCAGUCAGUCACUGUUACAUACAAACAAUCAAACAUCGACAAGAACAAUGAAGAAUCUCACGCUCCUCAUCUUCACCACAAUACUCAUCGCUCUCAUCUGCACACCAGGUGCUGACGGUAUGCUGGCUAUGCUCCCAGUGACAAUCAGAGCUGUACUGGCACCGGUGCUCAAGUUGGGAUGCAAAUUCGUUCCUAAAUUCCUGUUUCCGACUGACGAGGAGGUGGCCAGCUUCUAGUGUAUACAAGCACACAUUACCAGCUGAUAUGAAUAGAAUUGUUAUGAGUCUUUCAUCCUUGUUGAUUGUAAUAAAAUCAGUGUAGUGUGUGAAUACGUGUGUGGCUUUCAUUGUGUUUUAUUAUUUUUUGAGUGGUCUAGUGAGUGGU